UGUUGUCGUUCCUCGUUCAGGAAGUGGUAACAUGGGGCGAUGAAAUCCACAUGAAAGUCAUUCUACCGGCAAAACCAGAGGCGAGAGAAAAUGGCCAGAAGCUCCGUAUUUAUCCUCCUGUUGUUAGUUUGUAACAGUAGAAAGUUAUAGUGCUAUGUUAGGUUUGAUUCUGAAUGUGUAUUGCUAUCAUACCUCAGCCUCUAGUCAGUAAAGCUAAAGCGGGCUAGCUAGUAGUAACCUUAACGUUACGUUAGCUAGCUAGCUAACGUUAGCUAAUUUACUUGUAGUUACAUCAGAAUAGGGCUGGGCAAUCUUACCCCAACAUUGUCAUCAUGAUACGAAUAGGAGCGCAGCAGAUGGCCAGGGGACUGUACCAAAUAAUGGGACGUGAAAUCUCAAAGGGAAAUUUCAACGCCAACAUCAGACAACAAAUGACUUCAAGAGAGACUCUCCAGCAUCCCUGGUCCUCUGUCAACAGUGUCCGAACCAUGGCGGUGCUGCCCUGGCCUUUCUCCUCCCAGCCACGGGACUUCAGCCUGCCCAACUCGUCCUGGGGCUCUGACAUGAGGCGUGUGUAUGAGCACUAUAACAACCAGUGUGAGGUAGAGACGGAGGAGGGCGAGAAGAAGUGGGGUGUCUGGAGAAAACUGCCCAGCUAUAACCGCUCCAUCAAGUACGCCACAGGUGGGGUGUAUCUGAGUAAGAUCAUUCAGUCGAAGGCUCGUCUGUUCACGAGGAACAUCAGGGAGCAGGGAGCAGCGUUCGAGUACGUCAUGUUUGUCAACAAGCAGGAGCAGAAGUGUGUGUGUGUGUUCCAGGCUGGCCACCUACUGGAGGGACCCCCGGGGCAUGUCCAUGGGGGGGCAAUAGCCACCAUGAUUGACACUGUAACAGGGACCCACGCCACCUACCUCUCUGGGCCUGUCAUGACUGCCAACCUCAACAUCAACUACCGCAGCCCCAUCCCAUUGGGUAGUACAGUGCUGCUCACCUGCUCAUUGGAUAAGAAGGAGGGACGGAAAACCUUUGUUUCCUGUCAAGUGACCAACACGGACGGCUCCAAACUACACACAGAGGCCACAGGGUUGUUUCUGUCGAUCACAAUGGGACACCUAUUAGGAGGAUGAUGGAUAGGCCAGCUCAUCGACCAACCAGACGCUACAAACACACAACAUCAGAAACAGCACUGACUGAAUGUUUGGGUGUAUAUCAGUACCUCAGUGUGUUGAGUGCGGGAGUGUGUAUGCUUGAGUGUGUGCGUGCGCGCAUGCGUGUCUGUGGUUAUGACUGUCAGAUCUAAGGGAAAGGGGGAUACCUAGUCAGUUGUACAACUGAAUACAUUCAACUAAAAUGUGUCUUCCGCAUUUAACCCAACCCCUCUGAAUCAGAGAGGUGCGGGGGGCUGCCUUAAUCGACAUCCACUAGUAAUCUUCUUAACUCUAGCAGUUUGCCUGUGACACCUGAUGCCUUGCGCUCUACUGACAUAGCCUACAGAUAUUGUAUAUCAUAGACAUAACCGGCUGUAAAUACUGUACCUCUCUUUCUCCACUGUUACACACUCCUGGACAACCAGCUCCAGUCAGAGGGAAGGACAUAACCUCUGCUAUAUUAUAUUUAUGCCAAGGCUGCGGAUAAGACUUUUCUGGAACCCUCUUCCAGACAACUAAAGGUCCCGACACUUCUGCGCAUGUGCAGGAUUCUCUACUUUAUGCACUGUCUCUGAUCUACUCGUAAACCUCCCUUCACAUUUCUCAGUCAAUUGUGAAUGAUACAUCUUCAAGUUUUACCGGUGAAACGUCCAUGCAGCAUCUGCAUACCUGUGUUUAGUUUCAAUCAUAGCACACAUUUUCCCUAGCGGCGCGUGUUGUUGAGUUUUGGCCACAUGAGAAAUUUUUUUUCCCAAUCAUCCUAAAAUCAUCCUAAAAUGUCAUAAGAAAUUAGGUGGUGUUUUGUCUUACAGUAACGUUAUGCUACGCUAUUAUAUGUGGUUCUGUUUUGUAGAAUACUAUCAUUGUGAUCUUCCAGACAUUGAUUCAGCUUUUAUCUAACUUUAUUAAACGAGCACCAUUCACCAGAGUAGCUUGUUCUCUACGAGUAGAACAGAGACUGUGCGUAAAGUAGGGAAUCCUGCACAUGCGCAGAAGCUUCAGGACUUUUAGCCGUCGGAAUGAGAGGUAUAGAAAAGUUGGAUCCGCAGCCACUCCGAUAUAUUUAAUGGACAGUUUAUUUUUUUGUAUUUUAUUUGUAUCAUUAUUAUUAAUUUAUUAGGCCUUUUGCAGUUGGAGAUUUUCAUCAUUGCUCAUACGUUAUUAUGUGACCAUUAUGACCUCUUGAAUAAAGCCUUACCUCUUGGGUACUGUAGACUGUU
Messenger RNA from Coregonus clupeaformis (lake whitefish), 2368 nucleotides. It is a transcript of the gene them4, whose product is annotated as thioesterase superfamily member 4. Bases 333 to 1127 code for a protein of 264 amino acids. The transcript is spliced from 6 exons. The record is from RefSeq and is a predicted model, not a curated record. Lineage: Eukaryota; Metazoa; Chordata; Actinopteri; Salmoniformes; Salmonidae.